Trichoderma virens Gv29-8 is the source of this 1433-nucleotide messenger RNA. RefSeq lists its product as uncharacterized. The transcript has a single exon. Lineage: Eukaryota; Fungi; Ascomycota; Sordariomycetes; Hypocreales; Hypocreaceae. The record is from RefSeq and is a predicted model, not a curated record. The coding region runs from base 81 to 1433 and encodes 450 amino acids.
GAAUACUACUUCUUUCCUCUUCCUCACCCAGCUCCUACUAGUAGCUUCUCAGCCCUUGGAUAUAAAUUCAAUACCGGAAGAUGCUCCACCUGCGGUCCGUCUCCGAUCCGCCACUGAGUCCCUCGACGCUGGGUCCCUGGGAAAUUCCUGCCUUGAGCAGCCGGCCUGUGACGCCUCUGGCACCGCGGCCACACAAUGCUGAUGCAUAUGUGAAGAGGCCUCUCCCGCCUCUCCCUCCCAUGACCAACUCGUCUGUUGUUCCGCCGCCUCUCAAGAUCAACAAGAAGAAGAAUAAACCGGCUUCCCUACCAGUAGGACUGGGAUCGAACAAUGCGCCGCAAAUUCAAGCUGAAGCUGAAGGUCGAAUCGCCUCACCCUCGCCCCGCCAAGCCCCGAGCACCCCCGUCAAGAAUGCCCAUCCCCCUCGCCAGUCGAGCCUUCCUAGCCCUGUGGCUAGUCUCAAGCACCGGAAGUCAAAGAAGGUGAUGCAGCUCAUGGGACUCGACGUUGACGUUACGAAUCUUGUUGGCAUUACCCCCAAAGAGGGCGAGAAGGAGGUUGUUGCUCGAAGCAGCCGAAGCUUUGACGACCCAUCCGCCCCGAACCCUGCCACUCUUUUGCAGCUUCCAGAGGAAGGGCUGGUUCCGGUAUUGGAGGACGACGACGGCAUGGCUAGCCUGUCCAGCAAGAAAAGCUCAUGGGGACCGGGAUCGCCACAUUCGGCUUCUGGAUUCCCCCUUGGCCCUAAAAAUUCUGUUCGUCGCCGCCGAAGUGCCCGGAUCUUUGACCAAGAUGGCUUGGGUCAUCUUGCCGCGCAGGAAGACGUGUUCAUGCCCUCAAACGAGGAGGAGGAGGAGCAAGUUGAUGGCAGUGACGACGAUAUGGCUGCUGGCGAGUACCACAAGUUUGCUGUUGAGCUGGCCGCCGCAGCGGUGCCGAAGACCAGCCUCGAUGAGGCUAAUUCUUCGGAGCCACUUGGGAGGCGGUCCUCCAUCUUGAGCUUCAAAUCAGGCUCCCAUUUCUCUCGCCUCCGAAGGAAAGCAACCAGUGCUGUUCGACCAACCACUGCUGACCCACACUCUAGGAGAGUGGGCAGCAGCGGUUCUGCUGAGAUACCCCCUGUUCCUGCUGUUCCAGCCCCUGAGGUUGAGGAACCCUCAGUUCCCAAGAGCGCGUUUGAUGAGAGCGACUCAGAUAGCGACUCACGCCCAAACAGCAGGACCCGAUGGCGCAGAGACCGCUCUUCACACAAAGAAGAUCGAGGUAGAGACUCGCCGGCCAUGGUGCGCCGGGACGAUGAAUCAAGCCUGUCGCGAGGAUGGGCAAAAACUGGUGAUCAAAUGAAUCGGCUGUUGACCGUCGGUAGGAGACGGAAGGACCAGCAGCCUGCUAAGCAGGAUAUUGGCGUCGUGAGUGAGAGCGUCUUUGCGUAA